AAUAAGGAUGGAUUCACUCUUAAUUGUGUUGUGGUUUCACAGGUACUUCGUGAUGGAUAAAACCACUCCAGAACCCAACAUGGAUUCAUCUGUGGCAAAUAGCAGUAAGUCGCAGUUUGUGCCCUUUGAAUCCUGCCAGCCAUCUCUCCUUCCAUUCUUAUUGCUCAUCAUAGCGUAUGCUGUGGUCAUGCUGGUCGGACUUCUGGGCAACCUUUGCCUAAUUGUCAUCAUCAAGAAACAAAAACAAAGUCAAAAUGUGACUAACGUUUUGAUUGCCAACCUCUCCAUAUCUGACAUUGUCAUUUGCGUCAUGUGCAUUCCUUUUACUGUUGCAUAUACUUGGAUGGAUUACUGGGUUUUUGGGGAGGCUAUGUGUAAAAUAACUGCUUUUGCGCAAAGUAUGUCGGUCUCCGUUUCUACAUUUUCCCUUGUGUUAAUUGCAGUCGAGAGGCAUCAGUUAAUUGUGAAUCCCCGUGGUUGGAAGCCCAACGUUUCACAUGCAUUCUGGGGAAUUGUCUUCAUUUGGGCAUUUUCUCUAAUAAUAUCCACUCCCUUCUUGAUAUUCUAUCAAGUCUCCGACAACCCCCUAAAAAAUCUCUCUUCCCACGGCGAGAGCUACGUCAGCAAAAUGGUCUGCAUUGAGGUGUGGCCGUCCAUUGAAGGGCAGCUGGGCUUCACCACCACCAUGUUAGUUUUCCAGUACUUCCUUCCACUAGGGUUCAUUUUCAUUUGCUACCUGAAAAUAUUUGUGUGCCUGCAGAGGCGGUACAGUAAAGUGGAUAAGGUAAGGGAGAAUGGGAGCAGGCUAAAUGAAUACAGAAGGAUUAAUGUUAUCUUAGUUUCAAUUGUUGUGACCUUUGGCGCCUGCUGGUUACCUCUGCACAUAUUUAACAUAGUGUUUGACUGGAAUUAUGAAACCUUGAUGCAUUGCCACCACAACGUGGUCUUUACCUUGUGCCAUUUGAUAGCCAUGGUCUCCACAUGUGUCAAUCCCGUCUUUUAUGGAUUCCUCAACAAGAAUUUUCAGAAAGAUGCGGUUGUUAUCCUUCACCACCUCAGAUGCUUUGAAUCUCAAAAGUUAUACGAGAACAUUGCCCUUUCAACUCUGAACACUGAUAUGUCCAAGGGGUCCCUGAAACUCAGCAGCAUGCCUGAAAACCUCUGAAGCAGGCAACUUUCCAAUCAUUUCCAUAUCUUUCCAUUGAUCUAUGUAUUGUGUUGCUGAAUUCCUCUUGCGGGCAAGUGUGGUUUUGGGUUGAUGAAAUCAAAGGCCUAGUACUGUUGUGCUAAAAGCAGACACCGCCUAAAAGAUCUUCCAAAUGAAUAAAGCAAAAAUUAAUUAUUAACCAUAGCAGUUUUAACUCCAUUGCAAGAGUAUCUUUUGUUCAAGUGCUGUGUGAAAAUUAGUAUUUGGAAAAAGAUGCACCAUGUUGCUGGGAAAUGAUGCAGCAUUCCUUGUCUCUUGGACAGCCUCAAAUAUUUCUUCCAAUGAACUAAUAGUUUGAGGGGUCCUUGGUGCUCUCUGAGCUUGGUUCUUUUCUUGCAGAUGGUUCAUUACCCAAACUAUGUAACAUCAUCAGGGCUAAGACUUACUUUAAUGCCUUUACAGUCAUUAUAAAGAUGAGAGGUUCACAUUCAAACAUUCUCAAAAAGUAUGUUUUAUUAGACAUUCUUAGGUUAUGACUGAGAUCAGGCUUUUGUUUUCAGUCAUACUAGUUUCCAGAUUUUGGUGUUUAUUUUAGAUGACAAGAUUUAGAAAACAAUUGGCUUGGAAUGGAUGUCAGGCAGGUGCUGAAAGAGGAAGCAGCAGCACAUACUGGUGCCAUAAAUACCACCGUAGUAUAUAUUGUGUGCACCACAUCCCAGACUUGAAACUUAGUUUAACAAUUGCACGCUGUUGUCUUGGAGUUAACUGCUGAAGAUAAAUGUACCAUUAUAUCUAUACAUACACGGAUCUUUUUACAGGAACCUGUUUUGUAACUAGUAUUCUGGUUUUUAUACUAUGGGUGUUUCUCACCUUCACUUCUGCUAUGACAUUUUUCUUUAUGGGACCAAACUUUAAUUUUCUAACUUUCUCUCCUAGUCUGGCGAGACUUUCAGUUAAAACAAAUGAAUUCAGGUAUCUUCCAAGUUUGUUAGUUGACACAGCAGUGCCGAGAUUUUGCCUCUAAGUUAGCUUUCCUAACUUAACUGUUGAUAAAGGAUUGAAUUUUAACCCAGAAGAGCAAAUCUGUUUCCACCCUGCAUUUUGCCAGUUAAAAUAUUCUCAUAUUUUAGGAAAAUGUUUUUCAGCACAUGUUCAUAGGUCUGACAUGACUUGAAAUGUAGGAAAUUCAUACUGAGAACAUUUAUACUGUAGCAUGCUUUAAAAACUGCUGCUUCCAACCUGAUGAUGUCUCAGUGUGUGAAUUAGAAUUCUUAGCCAGCACAAUUCAAGGCCGCUAGGAAUUCUGGGAACAUAUUUGGAGGGUAUGAUUCAGGUGAAAGCCAGUUGGUCUCGUGAUUAAGGCGCCAGGUUAGAAACCAGGAGCCCGUGACUUCUAAUCCCAUGUGAGGCUCAAAGCCAGUUGAGUGAUAUUGGACCAGUCACUGUCUCUCAGCCCUAGGAAGCCAGCAAGGGCAAACCACUUCUGAAAUCUUGCCAAGAAAAUUGCAGGGAGUUGUCCAGGUAGCCCCCAGGAGUCAAAGCUGACUCGAAGGGACAUACACACAAACCCAGAGAUACGAAUUGAACAGUCUGUUUUAGAAUUAUACAUCUGUUCAAGGCCAAACUACAUAGAGAGAUGCAUCCCUCAGUAGGAACUUUCUCUCUCUCCCUCUCUCUCUCUCUCCCUCCCUCCCUCCUCUCUUCUUUUUUUAGAUUAAACAUUGUAGAGGAGAGAAUUGGAUUGGGGUAGCAGCUCUUCGUGGUAAGAAAAGUUCCACUGGCAGCUGCAAAGGGGAUGAUUCGUAGUAGGGGAUAAGUCCAAGGCCACCCCCACCCUCCCUUUCCAUAUGUGCAAACUGGCUGGGAUGAUUUACACUGACUAAUGAUUAAAAAAACCCACUCAGUUACGUUAGGGCAUGUUAUCCUUCAGGAUUGAAGUCUGGGAACAUCAGUGUUAUUCUGAGCUUUAUUUUGUAAUAAACUUUUUUUAAAAAAUUCUGUAAUAUUUCAAUAUAUUCAUUGACCUGUACUGUUGAUUUUCUGCUAAUAUGAUUAGCAAGAUUUUGUUUUGUUUGUUCAUGUGUUUUAGACUUUACAGAGUUUAUUGCACAAAUGCUUGUUAUUUACAGUACAUUAAAAUAAGGUUAUUUUCAAAUGACAUAUCUUUUUACUUCUUCCCCUUGAAAUUAGGAAUGGGGAAAAUUCAUGAGGAAUGAUACAGAAUGUUACAUUUUGAUCCAGGGGGGAAAAAUUGCAGAACGAAUAAUAUAUGCAUUGGAUAUCCAAGUGGGAUCAGUAUUGAUAUGAAAAUCAGCCCUCUGUCUCAUUCAACCUUAUGUUAUUUAUUAAGAAAACAAGGAGGCAUCUUUCACUAUAAUGAAGCAGCAACCAUUUUUGUGGCAAUGAAUAUUAGCAUGGAAAGUUCCCAUUCUUUUUAUUUAUAGUCAUACAGCAGCAUGA
Molecule: messenger RNA, 3607 nt
Organism: Pantherophis guttatus
Lineage: Eukaryota; Metazoa; Chordata; Lepidosauria; Squamata; Colubridae
Source: RefSeq, a predicted model, not a curated record